UCUAAUAAAUAUAUAUAUACACACAAAACAAAUAAUUUAUACUAAUCUAACUAAAGAUGGUGAGGGCUAAAGUAAAGAAAGAGAAAAAAGUGAAAGGGGAUCGUUAUAAGGGUGUUCGUAUGAGAAAAUGGGGAAAAUGGGUAGCUGAAGUACGGCAACCGAAAAGCCGUGACAGAAUAUGGUUAGGUUCUUACGAUACUGCGGAGGAAGCGGCUAGAGCUUAUGAUGCAGCGGUGGUUUGUUUACGUGGACCGUCCGCGAUGAUUAAUUUCCCGGACGAUCCACCGGUGAUUUCAUGUGAUGUUGAUAAUUAUAAGUUGUUGUCACCUUCCGAAAUUCAAGUGGAGGCAUCCAGACAUGCACGUAGUACUAGAGUUAGUGAACAGUCGGCUGCAGCUGCUGAUGAUGAUACUACCGUGGUGGUAGACCACCACCACCACCGCAGAUCAGCAGCUGUGGAGAGUGUGUUUUUUAGAGAUGAUUUGGAGUUUGGAUGUUCUUCUUUAGAUCAUGGUGAAGUAGUGUUGCAUGAUGAUUUGUUUGAUAGUGCUAGAAUGUGGUCCUUUUGAUGGAUUAAAUAAUUCAAACGCCUUUUCUUCCAACUUUACUACUAAAUUAAUGUUGCUUAUUGGUACGUGCUUGUAUUUGGACUAGAUUAAAAUUUAUUCAAGUUUAGCUUGUAUCCACCUAAAGUCAAUUUUCUUAUUUUUUAGUUUUUUUAUGUUA
Molecule: messenger RNA, 726 nt
Organism: Solanum pennellii
Lineage: Eukaryota; Viridiplantae; Streptophyta; Magnoliopsida; Solanales; Solanaceae
Product: ethylene-responsive transcription factor ERF018-like
Exons: 1
Coding region: 57-569 (170 amino acids)
Biological process (GO): regulation of DNA-templated transcription
Molecular function (GO): DNA-binding transcription factor activity; DNA binding
Source: RefSeq, a predicted model, not a curated record